AUGUCUUCGGCCACGGUGAUUGAGCGCCGAAACAAACAGAUUCAAGAUGCUGUAGAAGGAGGGAACUUGAAGCAGGCGCUCCAACUGUGCGAAAAGCGGUUGAAAAAGGGAGAAAAUACGCCCUUUCUGAAGGCGUGGAAAGCCAACAUCCUCUUCCACCAUGCAGACGAGGGGCAUCGACGGCGAGGAAUCACGGAGGCGCUCGAGUUAUGCAAUUCUACACCUGCGAUCGCCGAUAUUGAAGCUCUGGAUAUGAUCCAAAACACUUUGGUUAGCUUCGACGAGUAUACCGAGACGUUGCGCGCUCUCUGGCAGAAUGCAGCCAAAGCCAAACCGCAGGACGAGGAUAUCCAAUUGAGGUGGUUUACACUCGCGUCAGAAGCAAAUGACUGGAAAACCGCUCAAAAGGCGGCGAUGAAUCUGCAGAUAAAUUUCCCACGAGCUAGGAAGUACUAUUUUUGGGCUAUUUUCAUGUGCUAUCUCAUUUCCGCCGAUCCUACUAGCUCCCCAGCGGAUAAGAGUCUUUUUGGGACCCUGGCAUAUCGCAUGAUAUCCAAGGCUGCAGACAGUGUGCCCGCCGAUCCGAAAGAGUUACUGAGCCCAGGUAGAGCGAUUCAAACCGCCGAAGAGCUGUUUCUGCUCAUUAAGAUAUUCGAUCAACAAGGCCGGUUCGGUGAUAUAAUCAAGCUAUUGAACAGUCAACAUCUGGGCGUCAAGUCCCGCAUCGCUCAGAAUGAUUGGUCCUUUGUGACGAAAAAGUUAGCAACUCUUGAAAAGGCUGGCCUGUGGGAGCAAGCUUUGUCUUAUGCGGAGGAAUUACUCACGCUGCCCAAUGAGUUGGAAAAGGGAGAGAAAAUUCCUGCAAGCUACGAAGAGAAGGAUGAUUGGCAGGUAAAAACUUUCAUCGCGUGUUAUAUUACAAGACAGCCAAAGUCACGAAACGCCAAACUGGCGCAUCUAGAUCUCGUCUGCCGCGAGGUCACAACGAGCAAGCGAUUAUCGACAGCCGAUUUACUUGCCGAAUGUAUAACAUAUUUCAAAGACAACAAGGCUAAGCUACACUGCUUUCAUGACCUGCGAAGGUGUCUAAAUAUCUUGGACGAACCUCUACUGCAGAAGUUCCAUGCACAUGUCCAGAAUACUUUUACAGAAGGCUUUUGUGGCGUUGAAGCAAAGUCGAAUGAUCCAUUUGGAAGCGUUCCUAUCAUCAAUUUUAUGAAACUUGAGUACUGUUUUCAGCUUGCUAUAAACUCCGGCGAGGAGGCAAUUUCACAUGCAGAGGACUUUGCACGGCGCUGUCUUCAGCUGUUCCAGUCAUCCAGGCAGGCUGAUCUGGAGGAAGAAUCUCCUUCCACAAUCGAAACGCAACCAAGUGAUGAUUUUUGCCUGUUGGCAGCCAUGAGCUUGAUGCGUGUACACAAAGAAACCCGGCAUCUUCAACCAUAUCCGUCCUCUGUGUUAGUACAGGCCGCUGGGAUCUUGGAGCAUCUUCUUCUCAAAUCCCCGCACAAUUAUGAAGCUCUUCUUCUCCUAGUUCGUGUAUAUCUGCUUCUAGGUGCUGGCUCGUUGGCACUGAAGACGUUCGCCCAACUCUCCGUGAAACAAAUUCAAUACGAAACAGUUGCCCAUAAUCUGUUUACUCGUAUUUCAACAGUACACCCGCAAUCUGCGCCUCCAUUUGCGGGUUUGGAGAGGAAGGACUUUGAGCCCCAAACAGCGCUCAGGCAAGCGUUGAUAUUCUACCGAAAUGGAGUGAACUCUACAACACAUGCCAGGUCCGCUGGUCUUGACAAUGGUAGCUAUGUGAACGUUGAAGGUAGUAUUGAUCUACAGAAGAACCUGAAGGAUAGCGUCUGCCGAAAAAUGUGGGCUUUGGAGUUACGAAAAAUUCAACGUCUAGUAGGUGGACCUUCAGUGAAGCAGUAUGAUCAAUUGGUGUUCAAGAUGGACGCUGUCAUCGAUAAGCGCUCUUUUGAUGGAUUCAUGAAUUGUGAACUCCCCGAUAGCCCGGCUUUUGAGGAACAGGUUCGACUCGGACCUCUGCCAAAGGAACGUGCCGUAAAGGCUCUAGCAGUAACGGAUGUGUUGCUCAGCUAUCUAUACACCGAUCCGUCCUUGAGGGAAAACCUAAUGGAGCAAAUCAACAAAUUUGCCGGUCUAGACCUUGAGCUCCCUAUAACCGAGUUGACAUCCAUGGAAAUCGAGAGUAUCAAAAUUCACCAUCUCUUGAUAAAGCUCAUCUCUACACUGAACCGAAUGCAAGCAGCGUCGGAUGUGGGCUCGAUCGAUGCUAUCUUUUCUCAAAUCGAAUCUUGGCUGAACGACAAGAUUGCGACCCUAACUGUAUCCAAUCCUGCGGAAGUUGCCGGCACAAUCAACCUUGCACCAAGCUCUUCCUCUACUGUAUCCCCCGCGCCCUCGUGGAUUUACCUACACUCCAACAUUUCCUUACUUGAAACGCUGAAAGCUAUUUGCCUUUUUGUUUCGGCUCAAGCAGCAGGAAAAUCAAAAUCGAAGCCGGCAAACAGCAUUUCUAAAGAAAAGCUUGAAUCUCUCAAAAUCCUAUCCAAGAAGCUUGCUGAAGUGGUAAAAGUAAACACGCGUCGCCUGAAGAGCCACAUUGCAGAGUCAGGAAUGCUUGGGCAGCUGGUUUCCCUUGCUACUACGGGACCGCGGGGAACUAGUGAGGGUAUAUCGGUAGAAAUUGCGAAAAUGAUUGAUACGUCGUCGUUGGAGUUGUUUUGCGGGUCGUUGAUGGAAAGCUGGGAUGAAGCACUAGAUGGAGUGGUGUUGAUAAGUUCGUCUAUUUGA
Uncinocarpus reesii 1704 is the source of this 2811-nucleotide messenger RNA. RefSeq lists its product as uncharacterized. Gene Ontology annotation, molecular function: protein-N-terminal amino-acid acetyltransferase activity. NCBI's taxonomy places the organism in Eukaryota, Fungi, Ascomycota, Eurotiomycetes, Onygenales, Onygenaceae. Gene Ontology annotation, biological process: N-terminal peptidyl-methionine acetylation. The coding region runs from base 1 to 2811 and encodes 936 amino acids. Gene Ontology annotation, cellular component: cytoplasm; NatB complex. The record is from RefSeq and is a predicted model, not a curated record. The transcript has 8 exons.